AUGAUCAUCAUGAUCAUCAUCCUUUCUUCUCUUCUCGGCCAUCUUCGACUCGUUUUCCUGCAUCUCUUUUCUCAAUUUUAUUCUCAUUAUUAUAUUUGUUCUUCUUCACCGACUUCUUCUCGAUUACCUUCUCACUAUUCUCUUUUACCCUCUUCUUCUUUGCUACUACUCCAUCAUUUAUAUCCAUUGUUUCUUAUGGCAUUAUUAUCGUACUGGUCUUAUCUUAGUUGUUUCUUAUCGCAUUAUUUUCGGCAAAAUAUUAAGACUGACUCAUUUUAUCUCUCUUCUUUUCCUCUACAAAUUCUUUCUUUUCUUAAUCUAAUUUUUCCUUCUUUCUUUCGCUUCCCUCUUAUCUUCUUUAUUUUCUUCUUUCGAUUCCGUCACUUUUUUCUUUCCCUUCUUCUUUCAAGUUUCCAUAUUCCCUUUAGUAUUUCAUUUAUCCACUUUUCUUCUUUCGUUUUUCGUCAUUUUCUUUCUUCAAUUCCUAUCAUGAUCAAAGACAGGUUCUACUUUCUCCUUUAUUUCUCCUCCCCACUCCCUCUCAUUAUCUCUAUCACCUCUUGCUCUCCUCUCUCAGCUAUCUCCCCUUCUCUCUAUCUCAUCUCUCGGUUCUUUCUCUCUCACCCUCUCUCUCUCUCUCUCUCUCACACACACACACACACACACACCUACAGACAUGUAUAG
Molecule: messenger RNA, 684 nt
Organism: Acanthosepion pharaonis
Lineage: Eukaryota; Metazoa; Mollusca; Cephalopoda; Sepiida; Sepiidae
Source: the annotation of a GenBank genome assembly